Messenger RNA from Mastomys coucha (southern multimammate mouse), 407 nucleotides. It is a transcript of the gene Tpt1, whose product is annotated as tumor protein, translationally-controlled 1. Lineage: Eukaryota; Metazoa; Chordata; Mammalia; Rodentia; Muridae. The coding region runs from base 141 to 407 and encodes 88 amino acids. The transcript is spliced from 4 exons. Gene Ontology annotation, cellular component: cytoplasm. Gene Ontology annotation, molecular function: calcium ion binding. The record is from RefSeq and is a predicted model, not a curated record.
UGAGCGUGCCCUCUAUAUGAGGUUGGGGAGCGCCUGAGUCGGCCUUUUCCGCCCGCUCCCCCCUCCCCCCGAGCGCCGCUCCGGCUGCACCGCGCUCGCUCCGCGCUGUCAGGCUAGCGCCGCCGUCCCCAGCCGUCACCAUGAUUAUCUACCGGGACCUCAUCAGCCAUGACGAGCUUUUCUCCGACAUUUACAAAAUCCGGGAGAUCGCGGACGGGCUGUGCCUGGAGGUGGAGGGCAAGAUGGUCAGUAGAACAGAGGGUGCCAUCGAUGACGCGCUCAUCGGUGGAAAUGCUUCCGCUGAAGGUCCGGAGGGCGAAGGUACCGAAAGCACAGUAGUCACCGGUGUUGACAUUGUCAUGAAUCAUCACUUACAAGAAACCAGUGGUUUCUUUGUCACCCAGUAA